AUGGCAGCAUACGUGGCUGUUGUAAAGGACCUGUAUCAGAUUGUGCCUCUACGACGUUCUUCUCUACUUGCAUUCCGUUGUCUUCUCUUGAUAAGGACAAUACUGCCGAUUGUGACUCAACAGGAACCAUAUGCUGGUUUCGACACUGAGUUUCCAAAAUGUGUCACUAUCCUCAUGUCUUCAAGGGCAAAUCGAGAUACUACAUACUCUAUCUUCAACUGCUACUCAAUGGAUUUGAAAGAGACAUACUUUUUGCAAGAUUACCCGCCUUAUGUGUCCACAACUGACACGGAAACUUCAACCACGACUACUACUAUUCCACCACCACCACCACCACCUUCACCUCCGAAGUCAACUCCCGUCGGCGCGAUUGUCGGUGGUGUUGUCGGCGGCCUCGCAGUAAUUGCUCUUCUCGUCAUAGGCAUCUUCUUCUACCGCCGGAAAAAACACACCGAUGGGCCCGAGGUUGAACAAACCAAUCUCCCAACUGCGCAGCCACCAAACCAGCCAGGCCUUGCCUCACAACCGGUAUACAACGCUCAGACUAGUCACACUGCUUGGUCCCCAACUAGCCCCGAUCCCAACUUGCCAAUGUAUAACCCUGCUGGUGGACAAUAUCAGAUUACGCCCUCCACUUCUCCCCGUUCUGAGGGAUUCAGAAGCAUACCUGGAGGCCAGGAACCAAAAGAGGUGCCGGCUACCAGUCCGGUGGGGAUGGGUGACAACCGGGCUGAGCUAACCUGA
This is a messenger RNA of Fusarium falciforme, 744 nucleotides long. RefSeq lists its product as hypothetical. The record is from RefSeq and is a predicted model, not a curated record. The coding region runs from base 1 to 744 and encodes 247 amino acids. The transcript has 2 exons. Lineage: Eukaryota; Fungi; Ascomycota; Sordariomycetes; Hypocreales; Nectriaceae.